Cherax quadricarinatus is the source of this 516-nucleotide messenger RNA. Lineage: Eukaryota; Metazoa; Arthropoda; Malacostraca; Decapoda; Parastacidae. The record is from RefSeq and is a predicted model, not a curated record.
AUGGAAUUGGCUGAAAAUAAGGCUCAGAUUAUGCAAAAUCACCAGUGCAUAAAUAUCGCAGAGACUGGUAAAUUUGUUUGUUCAGCUGGUUGGCAAGGAUGGGGUUGUGAAGAUGGAGAAGCUGCUCAGGGCUGGGACACUGUCAUCACUGGACUGUGUUUGCUUACCCUUAGCAACAUAUUCUUCUUGCCUCCUACUAUUAUAGCUGCACGCAGACACUUGUACUCACAAGCUCUUUUAUUCACAGCUACCAUGAUAGCAUCAAUAUUCUACCAUGCUUGUGACAAUGAAGUGGUUGCGUAUUGUGUGACCAAAUAUGAGGUGCUUCAGUUUACAGACUUCUUCUUCUCACUGCUUUGUUUUUGGGUCACAGUUGUUGGUCUUGGUGGCAUUGAUGAAGCCUUUUGUCCACUGUUACAUACUUUGGGAGUUGUUAUUAUUGCUCCAGCCGUCCAAUACAGCCGCACAGCCCUUGCAUCAUUUACCGUACCCAUGGCUUUUGCAACUGCUGUACCA